Molecule: messenger RNA, 633 nt
Organism: Ectocarpus siliculosus
Lineage: Eukaryota; Phaeophyceae; Ectocarpales; Ectocarpaceae
Source: the annotation of a GenBank genome assembly
AUGCCACCGCGUAAACGCACGCGUAAACGCGCCCCGACGGAGCUAUCAUUUCGAACCGCAAACUGGUCGUGUCCGUUGACAUGUGGUCAGUGUACACAAACGAGGGAUAACGGGCUUAGAUGCAAGAAUAGAGUGUGUUUUGGUUCUCCUCUCUGCUGGAUACAUAACGCCAGGAAAUACGGCGUAAAAAUCAAAGACUCGAUGAUCCCCGGUGCAGGAAAAGGGUUGUUUGCAACAAGAAAGAUACCAAAAGACUCAUGGAUUUGUCCUUACUCCGGCGAAGCAACGACAAUGAACUGCAUACAUCAACGUUACCCAGGGGGCACGACCGCAGCGUACACUGAACAGGUACAGGCAAACCUUGCCUACGAUUGCGCAUGCUCAAGAGGAAUUGGUUCUCUCGCGAACGCUCAAUUCAAUUCCAAUGGUACCGUUUCUGCUCUCAGACACCAUAAUUGUUUUUCGAGGUACCGUCCCGUCGGAGGCGGGGUCCCGGGGGUAUGGCUAAAGUCUACCAGAGUAAUCAAAGAAGGGCAGGAAAUAUUAAAUUGGUACGGUAACGGAGGGUACCUAUUGCAAGACAAUCACUCAACGAGUCGGCGAGCAAAAGUCCCCGAUAGCCGACCGUGCUAA